GGCUCGAUCCGGGAAUCGAACCCUAGACCCCGUGCACAGCACUAUACGUAAUAAAUUCUAAGAAGUCUAACAUGUUUCUAAAACCGAAAAUAGUGUGUGUUAACCCUACUAUACUAUCUGUGAAAACAAAAUAGACAAGUUUAUUAGCAUUACAUAGAGAUACCAUUUCACCUAUAAAAGAAAAGAAAGAAGUUUCGGCUACAGUAAGUAAAUUUGUGAAGUCAGUGUAGCAAGAUGAAGAUCAUUUUGGUAUUCCUAGCUGUUUUAUUUUUUGCUGACACGUCCUUAGCUCAAGCUAGUAACUAUGGAAACUCAAAUGCUACAAAUGGCAGCACUGGACUGGUAGUUAUAGACAAUGCCACAUUUGCAAAUGGAGCAUUUAGCAAUGGAGGUUCUGGUAGUGGCACUGGUAGCAGUUCUGGUAGCAGUUCUGGUGGCAGUUCUGGAAGCAAUUCUGGUAACAACCAGUCCAAACCCGCAUCUUGCGGCCCAAUAAAAACCAUUAUAUCAACAAUCAUUCCUAGCCUUAAUUGUUCAACAAGCGGCUGAGAAAUGUGAAAAAUAUAUUUCAUAUAUUGUAUAUUAAAAGUUUAAAAUAG
Messenger RNA from Helicoverpa zea (corn earworm), 599 nucleotides. RefSeq names its product lysozyme D-like. The record is from RefSeq and is a predicted model, not a curated record. The coding region runs from base 235 to 549 and encodes 104 amino acids. The transcript is spliced from 3 exons. NCBI's taxonomy places the organism in Eukaryota, Metazoa, Arthropoda, Insecta, Lepidoptera, Noctuidae.